CAGCUCUGCCUCUGCAGCUGGGGCAGAGCAGCUGGGAGCUGGGGCAGGCUGGGCAGAGCAGAGGAGGAAUGGCAGGAAUGUGCCGUGUGGGAUGGGCACUGCCCUCCCAGAGGAGGCACAGUGCAGAAAAGGAGGCUCGGGGGGGACCUUGUGGCUCUGCACAGCUCCUGCCAGGAGGGGACAGCCGGGGGGCUGCUCCCAGGGACAGGAGGAGAGGAAAUGGUCCCAAACUGCGCCAGGGAGGGUUUGGGUUGGAUAUCAGGGAAAACUUCUCCAUGGAAAGGCUUGGCACAGCCCGUCCAGGGCACGGUGGAGUCCCCAUUUGUAAGACAUAGAUGUGGCACUUAGGGACACGGGUUAGGGGUGGCCUUGGCACUGUUAGGUGUGCGGCCAGACCUGAUGCCCUUAAAGGCCUUUCCCAAGCUAACUGAUGCAGUGACUCCCUCCCAAGCCCUCCCCUGAGCCCGUGCCACCACCCCCGCCGUGCCAGUGCCCUCUCAAAGGGCACAUUGUGCAUUGUGGCCGUGCCCAGCCGCCGUGCCGGGCGGGCAGCGAGCAGCCCUGCCUCUGCCAGCCCUGUGCCAGCCCUGUGCCAGCCCACCGCUGCUGUCACCGCGCACAUGGGCUGCUGCCUGGGGACCCCCUGGCACCAGGAGCUGGCGCUGGGAUGCACAGGUGAGGAGUGUGAGUCCUGCUGGCCCCGCCAUCCCGAGCUCCUGCCCCGCGGGGACAGCCUGCACCGCCGGGGACAAUGGUGGAGGGACACGAGCACGGCGCCAGGGACCCAGCCACAGGACAUGGCAUCAGGGAUCCAUCUCCAGGGAAUGGCAUCAGGCAAGGCUGGGCUGACAGAGCGGAGCAGCCCCGCUCCCGAGGCAGGACACGGCUCCCCGGAGCCCUCGGUGCUGCUGCUGGCUCUCAGGGACAGCUUUCCCCCAGAGCUCUGGCUCUCCUUCUCCGUGGAGAGCCGCUCCUGCCGGCGCCGCAAUGCCCAGCUCCAGGAGGCUGCCAGGAAGAAGCUGUGGGCUCUGGAGAGCGAUGACAGAAGUGUCUGUGCCCUCUUCAAGGAGAUGUCAGCCAGGCUGGUCUGCACGCAGGCACACGAGGAUCGCUUCCUCCUCACCUUCAAAACCCUGGAGGAGGUCUGGAAGUUUUCCACCUAUCUGACUUUAGGGUACGUGGGGACCUGCCUGGAGCAGCUGCUCUUUGCCCAGGAGUUCUGGCUAGACUGUGCCCUGGUGGAGGACACAGAGCUCAGGGUCACCGUGGAUGAGGAGCACCUGGCCACCAUCUACAUGGAUCUGCUCCUCCAGGAAGGGAACUUCUUCUGCAGGGCAGUGCCGGGUGUCUGCAAGUUGGAGCAGGAGGAGGAGGAGGGUCUGCAGCUCUGCAGGAAUGAGCUGAUCCAUGUGAAGAGUCCUGGACAGGACUCCAAAUGGGAAGGGAUGUCGCUGCUGACGGGACAGCGAGGCGUGGUGCCCGUGACUGCUCUGGAGCCAAUACCUCACCCCUUUUACCAGUGGUUCCUGAGGAGUUAUGCUGUGAGCUUUGGCCUCUCCCAGGAGAUCGGCGGGACGAGCUCUCGGGCCAUUGUCAGAGGCAGGUGCAUCGCCACCAAGGACCACAGAGGAGCAGCGUGGGAUGAGCUGAGCUUCUCCAAAGGAGACCCCAUAGAAAUCAUUGGCUUCUUCAUCCCGGGGCUGCCCUGGUUUGUGGGCAAAUCCCUCAGCACCAGGAGCAUCGGCUUCGUUCCCACCCGACACGUAAAUCCCGAGGCCUGCGAACCUCUGGGAAAGGGCUUUGUGUUUCUGAGCGAAGAGGAGAAGUCCCCAGUGCUGCACAUCCCCUGCAAUGGUGACGAGCAGCACUUUGCCACCCUCCUGGGGGACCUGGCGCACACUGACAUCACCUCUGUGUACAGGCUGGCUGGGUUUGAACCCACGGCCGUGUUCCCACAAGUGCCACCAGAGGCUGCUGUCCAUGGCAGUAAGGAAAUCCAGGUGCUCCAGUCUUGGGAGGAAAUCAAUGACUGGGCUACCAGCAGCACCUCAGAGCUGUCCAGCCCCGGCAGUGAAACAGCCCCUGCCACACUGGAAGAUGUUCUCCUGGAGAAGCUGGACGACUUGGAUUAUCCCAAAUUCUUCAUCGACCUCGACACUGGCCACAUUGAGGACGCUGAUGUCUUUGACCCCAUAUUGACCUUCCUCAACCAAGACAGUUUCGUGCCCAGUUUUCAAAGCUUUUAUGAUCUCAGCUUUUCCUUUCUCCACUCCACUUUUUACGGUUUCUCUGAUGAGGAUGAACUGGUCCUGUACCUCGAGACUUCCCGGAACUGGGCCAAGAGGACUCGUUCAGUUUGGGCUCACGUCAGGCUCUGUUUCCUCUUGGGUAAGCUCUGUAUCAAAAAGGUCAAGUUCUCCCAGGCCCGGGUGUACUUUGAGGAAGCCAUGAGUGUCCUGGACAGGGGCUUUGGGGACCUGCCCCUGCUGGCAGCGCUGCACGGGAGCCUCGCCUCCAUCUACCUGAAGCAGAACAUGAAGCACAAGUUCUCCUCCCUGCUGGGGAAGACGGUGACCCUGCUGGUGUGCCUGCCUGGCCGCUCCUUCAGCUCGGAGAACGAGCUGGAGCUCCUCACCUACAUCCUGAGGGAAUCCAUUGCCGUGGGCAACGCUCCACUGGAGGCCCGUAUCUGCUUCCUCAUCGUCAAGCUCUUCCUGCAGCUGGGCAGAACCGAGGAGGUGCUGCCCUUCUUGGAGCAUCUCCAGUGCCUCAGCACCACCUGGCUCAGCCCAGGCACCCGUGCCGGGCCCCUGGAUGCCGCCGCCACCUUGGGCUACCUCUACGACAAGAAGUGCCUGCCGAACCUCGCGCUGGCCUCCGUCAGGUCCUUUGUUCCCAGCGGCACCAAGGGGACGCCGACCCCCAUCUGGCGAGCUGGCUUCAUCCUCCAAAACGCUUCCAAACUGCUGGGGAAACAGCAGCUGGACAGGAGCAGCAUCCCAGCAGUGGCCUGUCCGUACCUCAGGCAAGCGCUGCAGUUCUGCUGCGAGAGCAGGGCCGUGCCCAUGCAGAGGACGCUGUGCGCCAUCCUGGCCAGGACCCACCUCCAGCACGGGCUGCUGGACGGGGCUGUCCCUUACGCAGCCAGGGCUGCAGCCCUGGCCAGACUGCUGGGGGAGGAGGAAGCUUUUGAGUCCUCGCUGUGCUUGGGGUGGCUGUACGUCCUGCAGCGGCGGCCGGGCCCAGCCGGGCGCGUCCUGCGGCAGCUGCGGCGCUGGCUGCGCGGCGCGGCCCGCCAGGCCCCGCGCGGGGCCGUGCACAACCUGCUGGCCAUGGCCCUCGGCGCCCAGGGCCGCGUCCAGGAGGCCGCAGAGAACUUCCUGAGGGCCCUGCACAAGGCCAAGGAGGCGGGCAGCAGGAGGAACCAGGCCGUGUCCCUGGCGAACCUGGGCCAGCUGAGCCUGUCGUGCGGGGCGGCCCAGCUGGCCGAGCUCUACCUGCUGUGGUCGGUGCGGCUCUACGCCGAGCUCCAGGGCCACCGAGAGCUGGACACGGAGCUGGCACAGGUGCUGCUGUGGCUGGCACAGGCCAUGGUGGACAGGCAGAGGGUGGAAGAUGCCAAAGUGUGCUAUGAACUGGCGCUGGGGUUUGCCCUGAAGUGGCAGAACCUGAGGGGUCAGCUGUGUGCCACGGAGCGUCUGUGCCAUUUCUACAGCAGAGAGUGCCCCGACCUGCAGGCCUGCAUCACCUACCACGAGCACCGGGCAUCCCUGGCACGGCAGCUGCAGGACCGGGAGCUGGAGGCCAGUGCCAGGCAGGCCCUCAGCCAGCUCUACCAGGCUUUGGGCACACCUGAGGCUUUGAGACAAUCCCUGGACUGCACCAAGCAGAGCCUGAGGAUCUUCAUCGACCUCGAGGAGGCUGUGAAGGCAGCAGAGGCCUGGCUGCAGGCAGGAAAACUCUACUAUCUGCUGCAGGAGGAUGAGCUGGUGGAAAUGUACUUCCAGGCAGCCAUCCAGACUGCUCUGAAAGGGGACAACUUCUCCUUGGCCAUGGACCUUUAUGAGAAAGCAGGUGACACCUUCUUCAAUGGCAGCAGGAACAGGGCCCGGGCAGUGGAGUUUUACAGGGGAGGAGCUGUGCCCUUGGCCAGGAAACUCAAGGCCACCCAGACAGAGCUGAGGCUGUUCAACAAACUGGCAGAGCUGCAGAUCAGCCUGCAGGGCUACGAGAAGGCUCUGGAGUUUGCCACGCUGGCAGCCAGGCUCAGCCUCAGGGUCGGGGAUCAGCUGCAGGAGCUGGUGGCCUUCCACCGCCUGGCCACAGCCUAUGACUUGCUGCACAUGCACGAGAUGGCCGAGGAUUGCUACCUGAAGACCCUGGCCAUGCGUCCCCCCAUGCUGCAGAGCUCGGCAGAGGCCCUGUACUACUGCAAGGCCUACUGGCACCUGGGCAACCUGGCCCUGCACAAGCUGAAGGAUGAACAGGACGCAGCCUCCUACUUCCUGCUGGCCCUGGCCGCAGCCGCCGAGCUGGGAGACCGGGAGCUGCAAGCCCUGCUCCGUGCCAAGCUGGGUGCCAUCCCCGGAGCCCCAGGGGGACCUGAGGGCACGCCAGGCUGUGCCACGGACCAGCCCCGGUGGCUGAGCGAGGGUGGCCACGCGGUGUGACCCGUGUGCCACCCUGGGGACACCAGUGGAGCCGUCCAGCAGCGCCGUGCGAGGUCCGCGUGCCCUCCAGGAGACUGCUGCACCACGUCCUGAGGGGCUGGAAGGGUUUGGGCUCCUCCUCCCAAGCACUUGGGACCGUGCCCUGGUUUCUCAGGAGCAGGGCUGUGCCCAGAGCGGAGGUGGCACAGCCAGGGCAGGGUGAGGCCCCAGCAGUGGUGCUGGAGCUGGGGGUGCAGCAGGGCUGAGCUCCUGGGGGGGUUCAGGAGUGCCCUGCUCACUGGGGAGUGCUGCCAUGUGCCUGUCCCCACAGCUUCCCCACACCCUGGAGCAGCUCAGCCCGACCCAAACGUGUUUGGAAUAGCAACUCCUUUAUUUACACCUGGUUUUUAUCCUCAUCUGCUCCACGAGGUGUGUGGUGACAUCUCUGCCAAGCCUGCAGAAAGCACCACCAAAGCUUUUGGCAGUGAGGGACAGAAUCAGGGAAGUGAGGAGGAAUAAAGGGGCUGGUCCAGCCUCAUCUGGGGGCAGAAAAAAACUGCUCAGAGGGAGGCAGAGCCCACCCUGAGCCCAGCCCUGCCACCCAAGCUCCGGCUCUGGAGCAGGAGCCCAGGAAAGGAGCACAGGGGGGCUGCUGGAGUCCCCAUCCCUGGAGGUGUCCAAACGCAGAUGUGGCACCU
Messenger RNA from Motacilla alba alba, 5347 nucleotides. It is a transcript of the gene SH3TC2, whose product is annotated as SH3 domain and tetratricopeptide repeats 2. Bases 621 to 4670 code for a protein of 1349 amino acids. Gene Ontology annotation, molecular function: protein binding. Lineage: Eukaryota; Metazoa; Chordata; Aves; Passeriformes; Motacillidae. Gene Ontology annotation, cellular component: recycling endosome. The record is from RefSeq and is a predicted model, not a curated record. Gene Ontology annotation, biological process: regulation of intracellular protein transport; regulation of ERBB signaling pathway. The transcript is spliced from 18 exons.